AUGUACACAAAAAGCAAACAGGCCUGCAAGCUAUGGGUACGCCAGCAAAUCAAGCAACUGCUAGACCAGAGCCCUUUCGAAGAAAACAGGUCCGUCUCCAGUACCGUAACAGGGCAAACGACCGUACCAAUACACGAGAAGCCCGUCUCAUUCGUUCCUGAUUAUUAUGUUCAGGGCGCUGGACUUCUUCGCGGGAGAGUGAAGUGCAGAGACAAUAAACAAGUGGGAAAGUGGAGUUCGGACACAAACCAAGACGACUCUCAGCCUUGCAUCUUCCUUUCAUCUUGA
This is a messenger RNA of Penicillium digitatum Pd1, 288 nucleotides long. The record is from RefSeq and is a predicted model, not a curated record. NCBI's taxonomy places the organism in Eukaryota, Fungi, Ascomycota, Eurotiomycetes, Eurotiales, Aspergillaceae.